This is a messenger RNA of Quercus lobata, 4467 nucleotides long. RefSeq lists its product as uncharacterized. Gene Ontology annotation, molecular function: zinc ion binding; nucleic acid binding; RNA-DNA hybrid ribonuclease activity. The record is from RefSeq and is a predicted model, not a curated record. The coding region runs from base 1 to 4467 and encodes 1488 amino acids. Lineage: Eukaryota; Viridiplantae; Streptophyta; Magnoliopsida; Fagales; Fagaceae. The transcript has 3 exons.
AUGGAACAAGCAGUGCUGGAUGGGUUGCAAAACCUGCAACUCACCAAGGAGGAAGAAGAUAGCAUACAGAUUUCAAGCCACAGUAGGAACGAACUAUUGGAGGAAUGCCAUCUGAGUCUUUUUGGUAAGCUUUUAUCAGAUCGGCAGCAAAAUCAACGUGCUUUGAAAAGCACUCUAAGAUCAGUUUGGAGAAUGGGGUCAGAUUUGAGGAUUGUGGAAGUAGGAAAUGACAUCCUCCAGUUCAAGUUUUGUUCAAAGCAUCAGUUGGAAUGGGUGGAGAAGAAUGGUCCAUGGAAUUUCGACAACAAUCUUCUGCUCUUGGGUAGAUUGCGUAAAGGACUAACAGCUGCAAGCAUUACUUUCUCACACACACCAUUCUGGGUUCAGGUGUGGGGAGUGCCUUUUGAGUUAAUGACAGAGGAAACUGGAAGAGACAUUGGGAACAGAAUGGGAAAUUUUGUUGAAAUGGAUAAAAGAUCAUGGCAGAUGGACCAAGCUAAGUUUAUGAGAGUCAGAGUGAAACUACCAAUAGACAAGCCACUCCGUCGAGGUGGAUACUUGAUGGAUAUGGAAGGAGACAAAACAUGGGUCACAUUCAAGUAUGAGAGACUCCCAAAAAUUUGCUUUCUUUGUGGAAAAAUAGGCCAUGAUAAGAGGCACUGUAACAACACCGUGGACGGUCAUCAAACGGAGUAUCAAUAUGGCGAUUGGAUUAGGGCCAAUGGGAAUUACAAAGGAAGCAAUGAGAGGAUGAAGACCAGGAAAGACGAAGGAAACCAGUCAAGUGGUGAUCGUGGAAAAUCAAGCUCUCAACCAUCAACAGAGGGGACAAAAAAUCUGGUGAGGAUUGACGAUGGAGGCGGAAGCAAAAGAUCUGAUAGUGACAGAAGGGAAGGAAAAUAUGAAAAUUGGGGAGCUCUAGGUGAUGGUAUGGUGUCAGGAAGGCAGGCAGCUAGUCAUCCUAGAGGAUGGGACAGCACUGAGGAUGGAACACCAACCAUAGAAAAAGAAGAACAGUUAGUGGGCUUGAGGGAAGAGCAUGAGGUUACCAGCCCAUUAAAGCCCAAGCAAAGCACAAAGGCUGAGAGUGAAAUGGGCUACCUUGAUAUGGGUCAGUGCAAAGAAAACAAACCCAAAACAAAGGGAAGAUUAAAGAAAUUAGCAAGGGAAAGAGGCCCACCAGGAGAUGAAGUAAUGUUGGACCGUGAAGGAGAAAUUGGACUUAAGCGUAAAGGUCUGAAUAAUCCGGGGGGACUCAUCACUGGGCUGAGGCAAUGUGCUGAUGCUCUGUCCAAAUGGAGCAAUUCUGUUUUUGGCCAAAUACCAAAGAGGGUUCAGGAAAAAAAGAAAGUGUUAAGUGCCCUGACCAAGGAUGAUAUUGACAGACAAAAUGGAGUUGAAAUUAAUAGAGUUAGAAGGGAGAUUAAUGAGCUAUUGGAUGAUGAGGAAAUGUGGUGGCAACAAAGAUCUAGGGUGCAAUGGUUAGGUGAGGGAGAUCGCAACACAAAAUAUUUCCAUCAUCGAGCAUCGGAACGAAGAAAGAAGAACACAAUCAAUGGCUUAUGGAAUGAAGAGGGGGUCCGGUGUGACAGUAAAGGAAAUAUUGCCAAUGCAGCAGUUGCAUAUUUUGAAGGAAUAUAUACAACCACACACCCAACCAGAGUUGAAGAAGUAACGAACCUGCUCCCUCACAAAGUUACUGUGGAGAUGAAUGCUGAUCUAACCCGGGAUUUCACCAUGGAGGAGGUCAGAUUAGCUCUUAGCCAAAUGCACCCAACAAAAGCGCCUGGUCCAGACGGUAUGUCUGCUGUCUUUUAUCAAAAAUAUUGGGCUAUUGUUGGAAAUGAUGUCACAAAUAUGGUUUUUAAUGAGCUUAAUUUUGAUGCUCCUAUAACUGACAUAAACAACACUAACAUUGCUUUGGUGCCAAAAGUGAAAAACCCCACUAGAAUGAAAGAUUUUCGUCCUAUCAGCCUUAGUAAUGUAUGUUACAAGCUAAUUUCUAAGGUCCUUGCAAACCGCUUGAGAACAAUUCUUCCACAGAUAAUCUCGGAGAACCAAAGUGCAUUCAUAUCGGAGAGGUUGAUAACGGAUAAUGUGCUCGUAGCUUUUGAGCUAAUGCACUAUCUAGAUCACAAAAAACAUGGAAAAGAGAGUUUUAUGGCUGUUAAACUCGAUAUGAGCAAGGCAUAUGAUAGGGUUGAAUGGGUUUUUGUUGAAAAGGUGAUGAGGAAGCUGGGUUUUCAUGGAAAAUGGAUUGAAUGGGUGCUAAAAUGCAUCACAACUGUUACGUAUUCAGUCUUGAUCAAUGGGGAAGCUCACGGUACGAUCUAUCCAAGCAGGGGGCUUCGACAAGGAGACCCUUUGUCUCCCUAUCUGUUCCUCUUGUGCACAAAAGCUUUUUCAGCCCUUAUUGUUAAAGCAAAUAACAGCCAAAGUCUCACUGGAGUAUCUAUAUGUAGGGGUUGUCCGAGGAUUACCCAUUUGUUCUUUGCGGAUGAUAGCUUAAUGUUCUGUCGGGCAGAAAGACAAGAAUGCUCCAAGUUGGUUGAAAUCCUAAAACUCUAUGAGGCAGCGUCGGGACAAAAAGUUAAUGCAGAUAAGUCUGCAGUAAGUUUCAGCCACAAUACAACCCCUGAAGCAAGAAGUGAAGUCUUGGAAAUUUUGGGACCCAUGCAAGACACAAGACAAGGAAAAUACCUUGGCCUCCCAUCGGUUAUUGGCAAGUCGAAGAAUCAAGUUUUUGCAGAAAUAAAAGAGAGGGUUGGGAAGAAAUUAUCGGGUUGGAAGGAAAAAAUGCUCUCAAUGGGUGGGAAGGAAAUUCUCAUAAAAGCAGUAACUCAGACAAUCCCCACGUAUACCAUGAGCUGCUUCUUGCUUCCAAAGGGCUUGUGUGAGGAUUUGGAGGGGAUGGAGAUGAAUUUCUGGUGGGGCCAAAGAGACCAGGAGACCAAAAUGUCUUGGGUUAGCUGGAGGAAAAUGUGCAUGUCAAAGACACAUGGAGGUAUGGGCUUCCGCAAUCUCCAUGCUUUCAACCUAGCAAUGUUAGCAAAGCAAGCUUGGCGCAUCUUGGUUGAUCCAAUAUCCUUGGUUGCUCGAAUAUACAAGGCAAGGUAUUUUCCCUACAGUGACAUUUUGGGGUCAAAGUUAAGGGGCAGCCCUUCUUAUGCUUGGCAGAGUAUCCAAAGUAGCCUGGAGGUAAUUAGGAAGGGCACUAGAUGGAGAGUGGGGAAUGGAAGGAUGAUACAUCUAUGGGACGACAAAUGGCUGCUGUCCCCAACCACAUAUAAAAUCUGCUCCCCUCAGCAAAAUAUUGGUGACUUCCCAAUGGUAUCGUCCCUAAUAGAUGAAGAAACGAGGUGGUGGAAAAUGGACAAAUUCAGAAGGUUUUUCCUACCUUUUGAGGCUGAAACCAUACUUAACAUUCCGCUUAGUUAUAACAUGCCAGAAGACAAAAUAAUUUGGGUAGGAAACAAACGCAGCAUGUUUUCUGUCAAGAGUGCUUACUACGUAGCCUUGCCAUUGGUGGAAAAAUCUGAAUUGGGUGAAUGCUCGAUGGAAGAUUGUAGAACCCCACUAUGGAAGAAAAUGUGGCAGCUCAAACUCCCCUCAAAGAUCAGAAUUUUUGCUUGGAAAGCAUGCAUGGAAGGAUUGCCAACGAGAUUGAAUCUGCAUAAGAGGGGGAUAAACACUGAAGUGAACUGCCCUUUAUGUGAGAAAGGUGUAGAAAGUACUAGUCAUGCCUUAUUGUACUGUGAAAGAAAUUGGGAUAUGUGGUGGAAUUGGCAUGAGUGCCCGAUUAGCUUGCUAGCAGAGAAUAAAACUUUUGUGGAUGUUGCUUUGCAGAUUUUGAACAGGGGAACACCUCAUGAUCUGGAAACUCUUUGUGUCACGGCUUGGUCUAUAUGGUAUAGAAGGAACAAAAUGGUCCAUGAAUCCCUUUGCCUUGCUCCAUCCCAAAUCUGGGGGUUUGCGCAACUAACCCAAGAGGAUUACAAAGGAGCUUUGGUUGUACACCAGAUAAGACAGCAGCAUUCAGAUGUUGGGUGGACAGCACCACCCCCGGGUUUUUACAAGAUAAAUGUUGAUGGUGCAAUUGAUAAGGAUAGAAGGUUGUCCAGUGUGGGUGUGAUCAUUAGGGACUGUGAGGGAAGGGUAGUAGUAGCAAGAAGCAAGGUGUUGAAUGGAAUGUAUGAAGCAAAAACAACUGAAGCUUUUGCAGUUGAAGAAGCUAUCCUUCUUGCCCGGGAAAGAGGACUCAAUCAAGUUGUCAUAGAGUCGGACUCUUUAUCAGUUGUCCAGGCUAUCAAUACAAACUCAAACAUGGGAGACCUGGGUUCAAUUAUUCAAGGAAUCAUUGGCUUACUAAGGGAGUUUAGAAGCUGGAAUGUGAAGCAUCUGAAAAGGGAAUUCAAUAGAGUUGCGCAUGAAUUAGCACAGUUAGCAAAAGUUGCUGGGGCUACUUAG